Histoplasma capsulatum G186AR is the source of this 354-nucleotide messenger RNA. RefSeq lists its product as uncharacterized. Lineage: Eukaryota; Fungi; Ascomycota; Eurotiomycetes; Onygenales; Ajellomycetaceae. The coding region runs from base 1 to 354 and encodes 117 amino acids. The record is from RefSeq and is a predicted model, not a curated record. The transcript is spliced from 3 exons.
AUGGAAUCUCAAAGGAGACACCACUCUCAGACGUUGUUCUGGGACGAGCAUACUUACGGAAUUGAACUUGGGACGGGGUCAAAACUCGUCAUUGUGCGUCUAUGGACUGCGGCGAAGGUUCCUCAAACCUUCUUUUACCUCGUUUAUGCCCCGCUUGCUUCAAGCAACCCAGGUGCCAAAAGCGCCUCGCAUCAGGUUGUGGUUCAGCGACGCCAGACCAUCUUUGUUUGCAUUGUUAUCUCCAUCACGGCAUUGGGGCCAGUGCUGCUUCGGAGGACCGAAAUGUGUCCUGAUACGCAGAUGAAUUCCCAGCUCGCUGCCGCAUUUGUUACGCAGGCAAUAAGGAGCGGCUAA